Ailuropoda melanoleuca (giant panda) is the source of this 2141-nucleotide messenger RNA. It is a transcript of the gene ENO3, whose product is annotated as enolase 3. Lineage: Eukaryota; Metazoa; Chordata; Mammalia; Carnivora; Ursidae. Bases 736 to 2058 code for a protein of 440 amino acids. The transcript is spliced from 12 exons. Gene Ontology annotation, cellular component: phosphopyruvate hydratase complex. Gene Ontology annotation, biological process: glycolytic process. The record is from RefSeq and is a predicted model, not a curated record. Gene Ontology annotation, molecular function: magnesium ion binding; phosphopyruvate hydratase activity.
UUAUGCUAAGAAGUGGUGCGCGCCGCGCUCGCCCGCCGCCCGGCGUUGGAAGGGGCGGGCAGGGUCCCCGCGGCGGUCCAGGUGAAGCCGCCCGGCUGCCGCGGGGCUGGGCCGCUUCCGGUCCUGGGGGAGGGGCGCCCCGCCGGCCCUCGGGGCGCGGAGCCCGGCGGCUGCCCCCAGCCUUCGACGUCCCCCCGAGCCCGUUCCUCGACAGCCGCGCGGCUGAGUCACCGGGCCGCUCGGGCACGGUUGCGCCCGGGCACGUGGCAGCGCUCCUCGCCCUUCGGCUCCUGACGUCUGACCCGCCGCAUCCCGACCCCGGGGUGGAAAAGUCCGGAGGGCGCGGCCGGCGACGGGGCGGGGGAGGGGACGAGCCUCGAGGUGCCCGCGUGUCCGGGCCGGGGCUGCGGCGGAGGUCGGGGCGCGGCCCCCCCAGACCCGCCGCGCUGCUUUCAGACGCGCGCAGGGGCCACCUCCCCCCUGCCGCCAUUCAUUUUGCGCCGUGCUGAGGAGCCUCGUUCGCUGGCUGGCCGGGGCCGCGCCCCGAGGCGCCCGUGGUCGGCCGGGAAAGGGGCUCCCGGCUGCCGCUCGGCACCCUGGGCGACAAGUGCUGGCCCGGCGCUAUCAGUAGGGAGCCGUGCCAAGUCUGAGGGCCCGUCUAAAUUCGGCUCCCUGCCCCCUCCCUCCCCCCCUUGCUGGCCCGGGGCGGGAAGGGUGGGGCCCAGAGAGGCCACCAUGAGGACCCUGAGAGCCAUGGCCAUGCAGAAGAUCUUUGCCCGGGAAAUCCUAGACUCCAGGGGCAACCCCACGGUAGAGGUGGACCUGCACACGGCCAAGGGCCGAUUCCGAGCAGCUGUGCCCAGCGGAGCGUCCACGGGUAUCUAUGAGGCCCUGGAACUGAGAGAUGGAGACAAAUCCCGCUACCUGGGGAAAGGGGUCCUCAAGGCCGUGGAACACAUCAACAAGACCCUAGGCCCCGCUCUGCUGGAAAAGAAACUAAGCGUUGUGGAUCAAGAAAAAGUUGACAAAUUUAUGAUCGAGCUGGAUGGGACUGAGAAUAAGUCCAAGUUUGGGGCCAAUGCCAUCCUGGGCGUCUCCCUUGCCGUGUGCAAGGCUGGCGCAGCGGAGAAGGGGGUCCCGCUCUACCGGCACAUCGCAGACCUCGCCGGGAACCCGGACUUGGUCCUCCCAGUCCCUGCCUUCAAUGUGAUCAAUGGGGGCUCCCAUGCCGGGAACAAGCUGGCCAUGCAGGAGUUCAUGAUCCUGCCCGUGGGAGCCAGCUCCUUCAAGGAAGCCAUGCGCAUCGGUGCCGAGGUCUACCACCACCUCAAGGGGGUCAUCAAGGCCAAGUACGGGAAGGAUGCCACCAACGUGGGUGACGAGGGCGGCUUUGCACCCAACAUCCUGGAGAACAACGAGGCCCUGGAGCUGCUGAAGACGGCCAUCCAGGAGGCCGGCUACCCGGACAAGGUGGUGAUCGGCAUGGACGUGGCGGCGUCCGAGUUUUAUCGCAACGGGAAGUACGACCUCGACUUCAAGUCCCCCGAUGACCCCGCAAGGCAUAUCACUGGGGAGAAGCUGGGGGAGCUGUACAAGAACUUCAUCAAGAACUAUCCUGUGGUCUCCAUCGAGGACCCCUUUGACCAGGAUGACUGGGCCACCUGGACCUCAUUCCUCUCGGGGGUUAACAUCCAGAUUGUGGGGGAUGACCUCACGGUCACCAACCCCAAGAGGAUAGCCCAGGCCGUCGAGAAGAAGGCCUGCAACUGCCUGUUGUUGAAGGUCAACCAGAUUGGCUCCGUGACCGAGUCCAUCCAGGCCUGCAAACUGGCUCAGUCGAACGGCUGGGGGGUGAUGGUGAGCCACCGCUCCGGGGAGACUGAGGACACAUUCAUCGCUGACCUCGUUGUGGGGCUCUGCACGGGACAGAUCAAGACUGGUGCCCCCUGCCGCUCAGAGCGCCUGGCCAAGUACAACCAGCUCAUGAGGAUCGAGGAGGCUCUCGGGGACAAGGCUGUCUUUGCUGGACGCAAGUUCCGUAACCCGAAGGCCAAGUGAGAAGCUGGAGGCCCCCAGACCCCACAGGACCCAUCUAGGCCUUCGAGCCCUUCCCCGGGGAAAUAAACACUGGUGGCAAGCAA